AUGAAAAGUAUAACUUUUUUCGUGUUUAAUAUAUGCUCCAUCCUAGCCCUUUUAUCACAUUGUGAAGAUAACGACAUAUACUCUUUUGAUAUCGUAAACGAAACAAAUUGGCUAAAAAUCGCAAAGAACAUUUUUAAAGGAAAAUCCCCUUCAAAUUUCACAAUCAUACCUUUUAAUAAUACGGGAAGUUCAAACGAUAACGAAAGUAAUAAAGAAGAAUCAGUAUUAUUAAUUAGAAAAAAAAUAAAAUCAAAUAAAAACCAUGACAGUAGUAUAAUAUCUGGAGAUACUGUUAAUGGCGAUAUUAGUGAUUUAAAUUAUACAGCAAGUAAUUUUUCUGAUAAUAGCGAAGAUAUAGAAGAUAAUCAAAAAUACCCAACUACUUCAUACAACUCAUUUAACCAUCUUAAUUCUAAUAUAGCAUUUAACGAAGAAUCCGAAUACAUCGAAAUAAAUUCGGAAUCAGAUUUAGAGAAUAAAAUUAAAGAUAUAAAUAUUAAAAGCAAUUUAGAAGAAAACAACACAAUGAAUGAAAGUGGUAAAGUUGAUAGUAAAUAUGAAUUGACUGGAGAUGAAAAAUGUGGUAAAUCAUUAAAACUAGGAAAUAUUUCAAAUCAAACAAAUCAAGAAACUAUUACCCAAUCAUUAUCUGUUGGUGAAAUAUUAUGUAUUGACCUCGAAGGAAAUGCUGGUACUGGAUAUUUAUGGGUAUUAUUAGGAAUACACAAGGAUGAACCCAUUAUAAAUCCUGAGAAUUUCCCCACAAAAUUAACCAAAAAAUCAUUUUUUUCAGAAGAAAUUUCUGUUACUCAGCCAAAAAAAUAUAAAAUCGAUGAGCAUGAUAGUUCAAAAAAUGUAAAUAGGGAAAUCGAAUCACCAGAGCAAAAAGAAAGUGAUUCUAAACCCAAGAAACCCCAAAUGCAAUUACUUGGAGGCCCAGAUAGGAUGCGAAGUGUAAUUAAAGGGCAUAAACCAGGAAAAUAUUAUAUUGUUUAUUCAUAUUAUAGACCAUUUUCACCAACUUCAGGAGCAAACACUAAAAUUAUAUACGUGACUGUCCAAUAA
Molecule: messenger RNA, 1065 nt
Organism: Plasmodium berghei ANKA
Lineage: Eukaryota; Apicomplexa; Aconoidasida; Haemosporida; Plasmodiidae
Product: inhibitor of cysteine proteases
Exons: 2
Coding region: 1-1065 (354 amino acids)
Source: RefSeq, a predicted model, not a curated record